UGGCAGCUGUACUCGGAGCCGCACGGCCGCCCCUGGAUGGACGUUGGUGUGAUUGAUGUUCCCCUCUAGAGCGUGUUUCACAGACUCUCCGUUCACAGCAGUCUGAAUGUGUUUCCGCGGCUGGCGUCAGCUCCAACUCGCAGCGUUGCUCUUUCACUGCUCACAGCAAGAUAACAUAUUUGGGGAUCUCUAUUGCCAACUACUACAUUGCUCAUCAACGCUGAAAGUUACAGCUUUUUUUUUUACCGAUACCAUUACCUAUUUUGGGGAUAAUUAUUUAGGGAUUUUUUUUGUUUGUCGAUCUGUGAAGUUAGUUUCAGUUUUCGGUUUUCUCCGCGAUUGGGAUAUUAAGACCAGAAGACUAAUCUAACAACCAAGUCGUUCAUCAUGGGACAGAAGUCAGUCAGUACGAGGGGAGAGACAGAGACAUGCUGGUAGUCUGUGGUGGAGUCAAGAGCACAACAAAAGCUAAAUCUCCUUAUUUUUGUCUAUUCUGGCAAAUUAGUAUUCUAGUUAUAUAAUAGUGAACUUUUUACCCAUCAAUCGCCAUGGCCUCCAGCCUGACCUGUGCUGGUGUAAUCUGGACCCUCCUCUCCCUGCUCUGUGCCGCGGCCUCCUGUGUCGGCUUCUUCAUGCCUUACUGGCUGCUCGGUUCCCAGAUGGACAAGCCGGUCUCGUUCGGCACCUUCCGACGGUGCUCGUACCCGGUGCGCGACGAGGAGAGCCAGGCCACAGUGAUCCUGGAGCAGUGUGGGCGUUAUGCUUCCUUCCAGGGGAUACCUAGUCUGGAGUGGAGGAUCUGUACGGUGGUGACGGGCGUGGGCUGUGGUCUGCUGCUCCUGGUGGCCCUCACAGCCCUCAUGGGAUGUUGCAUCUCUGAUCUCAUCUCCAGGACCAUCGGACGUGUGGCCGGGGGAAUACAGUUCGUUGGAGGUCUGCUGAUAGGGUCUGGCUGUGCUCUCUACCCGCUGGGCUGGGACAGUGAGGAGGUCCGACAGACCUGCAACAACACCUCCGACCAGUUUGAACUGGGUUCCUGUGAGAUUGGCUGGGCCUACUACUGUACGGGUGCUGGGGCCGCUGCAGCAAUGCUGCUGUGUACCUGGAUGGCCUGUUUCUCAGGGAAGAAACAGAAGCAGUACCCCUACUAGAUGAACCAGUUGGGGGAGGAGAGGAGGGGGUACCCCUACUAGAUGAACCAGUUGGGGGAGGAGGAGGAGAGGAGGGGGUACCUCUACUAGAUGAACCAGUUGGGGGAGGAGAGGAGGAGAAGGGGUAGCCCUACUAGAUGAACCAGUUGGGGGGGGAGAGAGGAGAAGGGGUAGCCCUACUAGAUGAACCAGCUGGGGGAGAGGAGGAGAAGGGGUAGCCCUACUAGAUGAACCAGCUGGGGGAGGAGGGGGAGGAGGGGUAGCCCUACUAGAUGAACCAGCUGGGGGAGGAGGGGGAGGGGUAGCCCUACUAGAUGAACCAGCUGGGGGAGGAGAGGAGAAGGGGUAGCCCUACUAGAUGAACCAGCUGGGGGAGGAGAGGAGAAGGGGUAGCCCUACUAGAUAAACCAGCUGGUGGAGGAGGAGAAGGGGUAGCCCUACUAGAUGAACCAGCUGGUGGAGGAGAAGGGGUAGCCCUACUAGAUGAACCAGCUGGGGGAGGAGAGGAGAAGGGGUAGCCCUACUAGAUAAACCAGCUGGUGGAGGAGGAGAAGGGGUAGCCCUACUAGAUGAACCAGCUGGUGGAGGAGGAGAAGGGGUAGCCCUACUAGAUGAACCAGCUGGUGGAGGAGGAGAAGGGGUAGCCCUACUAGAUGAACCAGCUGGUGGAGGAGAAGGGGUACCCCUAUUAGAUUAACUAGCUGGGGGAGGGAGGAGGAGAAGGGGUAGCCCUUCUCCUCCUCCUGAGAUGCGAAGGAGCACCCUUACUAGAAGAACAUCCCAAAUGACACCCGAUUCCCUAUAGAGUGUGUUACUUUUGACCAGAGCCCUAUGGCCACUGGGGGAUAAUACUGCACUAUAAAGGGAAUAGAGUGGCAUUUGGAAGGUAUCCUAGAGGAGCCACUUGGUGGGAGGAAAGAGAAGAGACAGGCCUACAGACUACUACAGACUAUUAGAGAAUACUGUAGGCUACUACAGACUAUUACAGGCCUACAGGCUACUACAUCAUACUACUACAGACUACUACAGACUACUUAAAGGCUACUGCAGG
Messenger RNA from Oncorhynchus tshawytscha (Chinook salmon), 2202 nucleotides. Its product is annotated as LHFPL tetraspan subfamily member 6 protein. Gene Ontology annotation, cellular component: membrane. Lineage: Eukaryota; Metazoa; Chordata; Actinopteri; Salmoniformes; Salmonidae. The coding region runs from base 549 to 1151 and encodes 200 amino acids. The record is from RefSeq and is a predicted model, not a curated record. The transcript has 4 exons.